AUUUUCAUAUUGAAAGUGCUCCACCAUCCCAGGUACUCGACAGGAACGGUUAUUGGUGGCAAAACAUUCCAGUGUAGGUUAGGUAUACAUUAUUGAAUAUCUGCAGCCUAGAUUCGAUGACUGAUUACUCUGGCAAUUCCUGCUUCCUGUGGGCAUCUUUUAUACUCUAUACUCUUUGAUGGGUGGUGGGCAACCUGUGGGCAACACUAUAAGUCGAUUUACCUGCUACUAAAAUGGCAGAAGGAGGAAUAUAAACGUCGGAAAUAUUAGGAAAUAUCUGAAAUAUUAAAAUACUAGGAUGUUAAUUUUUCUUCUUAUUAUUUUCUUUGUCGAUAGUAAAUUUUAUAAUCAACAUAAGUGCCAAAAUUUCAUAUAAUUGCAUUUUAUUCGAUUCGUUUUAAAGAGCUUAAAAUGGCGAGACUUAAUAAUUCUUUCUUAUGGGGUAUAUUAUUUGCUUCAAUAACUUGGACCAUCUCUUUGUAUUUAUACUGGUUGUUGAAUUUAAGUGGCGAUUCUAUUAAGAUUGAUCAGGAAAAUAAAAUGCAUUAUCACUUAGUUAAUUCAGCAGAAAAGGACCGAAUUAAAAACAAUGAUAAGUCAAUUGCAGAGUUAGAAGGGAAAAAUAUGCUAUAUGAUAGCCCUAUAGCCAAUAAUAAAUACAUGGGUAAGAUGUGGAAAUAUCAAAAGAACAACUCAGAUUACAAAAAAAAACGUAUGCAAAAAGAAAGAUUUUCUAAACAACUGGGAAUCAAGAUGGCUGCUAAACCUGACAAAAGCUUAGAAAAUCAGUUUGGACUCAUUAGAAAUGCUGAAGAUUUGCGAAUUAGGGAACAGGGUUACAAUUUGCAUGCUUUUAAUGCACUCAUCUCUCAGAGGAUUGGUAAUCACAGGACUAUUCCUGACACCAGGGACAAAAUGUGCCGGAAUAAACACUACAGGAGGAAAUUGCCUAAGACUUCAAUAAUUAUCUGCUUUUAUAAUGAACAUUUUGAAACCCUAAUGAGAUCUAUUCAUUCAAUAUUGGACCGCACAGAUGCAAAGGAUUUGAAGGAGAUAAUUUUAGUAGAUGACUACAGUGAUUUGGAUGGAUUACAUGAAAGUGUUAUGAAUGCUGUAAAUGAUCUUAACAGUAUGAUGAGAAAGGAAGAGGAAAUGUUGGAUACGAAUAAAAUUCAAGUUGAGAAGUGGUUAGUGGACUACAUAAAUGAUGACAAUAGUAACAACAUUGAUAAAAAGCCUGCACAGAAAAUUUCAAGGGCUAGAACUGGUAUUAACAUACGGCUAUUGAGGACAAGUAAGAGAGAAGGUUUAAUCCGGGCGAGGUUGUAUGGAGCUGAUAAUGCUGUAGGCGAGGUAUUGGUGUUCCUCGAUUCUCACAUAGAGGUCAAUGUGAAUUGGCUGCCGCCGAUGUUGUCACGUCUGGCGGAAGGUGUAGAUGGUGUCAAUGUGCGGUUUUCACAUCGGGCCGUAGCUCCCAUAAUAGAUGUCAUCAAUGCUGACACAUUCGAAUAUACUUCUAGUCCUUUAGUGAGAGGUGGUUUUAACUGGGGACUGCAUUUUAAAUGGGAUAAUUUACCCAGAGGAACUUUGAAAAACCUUGAAGAUUUUGUGAAGCCAAUCAAAUCUCCCACCAUGGCAGGUGGUCUGUUUGCAAUUUAUCGUGAAUACUUUAUCUAUAUUGGCACAUACGACGCUGGUAUGAAUGUGUGGGGUGGCGAGAAUUUGGAGAUAUCUUUUAGGAUUUGGAUGUGCGGUGGUACUUUGGAGCUGAUACCUUGUAGUCGAGUUGGCCACGUGUUCCGUAAACGAAGACCUUAUGGUAUGAGUGAGAAAGAAGAUUUUAUGGUGCGUAACUCAAUGCGCAUGGCCCGUGUAUGGAUGGAUGAGUUUGUGAAAAAAGUGAUUGAGAUUAACCCAUCGGCAGCUAAUGUUGAUAUUGGGGAUAUAUCGGAGAGGCAAGCUUUGAGGAAACGUCUGAAGUGUAAGACAUUCAGAUGGUAUCUGGAGAAUAUCUACCCUGAAUUAGACACGGGUGAAGAAUCUAUUCUUAGGAAACGUAUGGCUUCUCUAAAUGAUCCUGAGAAGAAUCGAUUCCAGCCGUGGCAUUCUAGGAAGCGAAACUACACGGAUUCCUUCCAAAUUCGUCUUAAAGGAUCGACCUUAUGUGUCCAAAGUGCUAAAGACAUCAAGACUAAGGGCAGCCGAUUGGUGCUUGCUAAGUGCAUGAGGGGUAUACACCAGAUAUGGUAUGAAACAGUUCGUCAUGAGUUGGUACUUAGUGGCACUCUCUGCUUGGACGCUGUUAAUACUAUGGCCCCGAUACUGGGUAAAUGUCACGAGCUCGGUGGUACUCAGGAAUGGCAGCAUAAGGAUGAUACUGGAAGUCCUAUUUAUAACAUAGCAGUUGGUAUGUGCUUGGGAGUUGAGCGGGCUGCCCUUUGGGAACCAUUGACCAUGGUCAUAUGCGACAAUCAAGACACAAACCAAUGGGAUUUUAUUCGCUCUUAAGUCAUAAUACUCUUAACAGGUACCUUAGAUAAUAAGUAUUGAUAUAAUCAUUAUUAUUAUUAAGAUUUAAGCCAAAUUCUUAUCGAUUCGUGUAUCGAAAAUAUCGUUAUAGACAUAUAAUAGUGAAUCUAAUAAAUGUUAGGUAAAUUUUACAGGUCAUAUGAAAUAAUUAUAUGCAUUUUCGACAAAACUUUGAUGAGUAGACAUGUUACUAUGACCGCCCGUCAAAUCCGUCAGUAUGAAACUGAUUUUUUUAAUAAUGACAAAAUAUUUUUUUUAUUUUCAAAACCGACUUUGUUCUACGAUCUUUACGAUAUAAAUAAAAUUGUCAAAAAUGUUUGAAUAUAUUUUUUAUUUUAUAUUUCGAAUAAUAAG
Messenger RNA from Papilio xuthus (Asian swallowtail), 2883 nucleotides. Its product is annotated as Polypeptide N-Acetylgalactosaminyltransferase 1. The record is from RefSeq and is a predicted model, not a curated record. NCBI's taxonomy places the organism in Eukaryota, Metazoa, Arthropoda, Insecta, Lepidoptera, Papilionidae. Gene Ontology annotation, biological process: regulation of Notch signaling pathway; protein O-linked glycosylation. Gene Ontology annotation, molecular function: polypeptide N-acetylgalactosaminyltransferase activity; Notch binding. The transcript has 11 exons. Bases 412 to 2508 code for a protein of 698 amino acids. Gene Ontology annotation, cellular component: Golgi apparatus.